This is a messenger RNA of Schistocerca cancellata (South American locust), 1513 nucleotides long. It is a transcript of the gene shps, whose product is annotated as amine oxidase [flavin-containing] A. Lineage: Eukaryota; Metazoa; Arthropoda; Insecta; Orthoptera; Acrididae. Gene Ontology annotation, molecular function: oxidoreductase activity. The coding region runs from base 26 to 1513 and encodes 495 amino acids. The record is from RefSeq and is a predicted model, not a curated record. The transcript has 9 exons.
AACAGACGGCAGUUUGUUACUGAAAAUGAGUAACUCCCUUUUGUCGCAAGAAAGUUGGUCUGGACGUCUCUACACUGCUGCUGAUAUUGCGAUUAUUGGUGCUGGGCUGUCGGGUUUGACAGCAGCAUAUAGGAUUUUAAAGAAGGACCCAAGUCUGCGUGUAAUUGUGCUAGAAGCGAAGGAUGAUGUCGGGGGACGGACGCAGACAGUGCUACUAAAAGUUGCUGGUGGAGGCAAAGAACCAUUUGAUGUUGGUGGCCAAUGGGUUGACUCUGGACAAGAUGAUAUAAUGCUGUUACUGGAUGAGUUAGAAAUAACUAGCUUCCCACAAUACAGAGAUGGAAAAAAAGUUUUUGAAUUUGGAGCACAUUUGAAAACAGAAGACAAUUGUUUUAUUCCAGCCUGUUCGUGGUACUGUCGUUUUCAACUGAACAGCUUUGUACGUAAGGUUGAGAAUAUAAUGAAAAGAAUCAACUGGAAUGAGCCAUUAGAAGAUCCGUAUGUUAAAGAAUUAGACAGCAUGACGCUGGAAACUUUUCUCAACUGCCAUCUUCAAACACAAUUAGCUGUUGGUAUCAUGAAAUCAUUCAUUCAGACUUGCAUAGGGGCUGAGUCUUCUCAGAUUUCGGCAUUAUAUUUUAUAUCAUUUGUAAAUGGAAAGCAAGGAUUUAUAAACAAGCUGAAACUGAUAUUCCCAGGGGACGACACCCAAAGAAUUAUGAAUGGUGCACAUUAUAUAUCAAUGAGGCUUGCUGAGGAAAUUGGAGAUUCUUUGGAACUGGGUGAUAACGUUAUAGAAGUAGUUCAGCUUGAUGAAACAGUUGACAUUAUGACAGCAAGUCAAAAAUUAUAUCGGUGUCAAUAUGCAAUAAUGGCAAUACCACCAAGUGAGGUGCAGAAAAUAUAUUUCAUGCCACCUUUGCCAGCUCAACACAAGAAGCUCUUAGAUCACUUUCCUGCUGGCCAUAUGAUAAAAUUUGUGGCAACCUACAAUGAGGCUGAAAAACGAAAGCAGUUGGUAUUACAUCAUCUUUUGAAACUGUUUGGAGAGGAAGCUUUAAAACCUAUUGAUUAUGUAGAAAAAAACUGGUGUGAAGAAUUAUACAUUGGUGGAUGCCCAAUUCAAUAUCUUACUCCUGGUGUUAUGUCAUGCAAACAUUUCAUGAGGCAACCCUUUAUAAGGGUGUACUGGGCUGGAACAGAGGCUGCUGUAUCAUGGUUCGGAUACAUGAAUGGUGCUGUGCAGGCUGGGAAUGUGGCAGCAUUGGAGACUUUAUAUCAACUAAGACCACAGUGUCUCACAGCUCUUGACCUGAUACAAGUUCACAGUUUUAAGAUAUUGAGAAAUCCACCAGUCUCAGAUGAUGAAUUUAUUGUAUCUGCUAGUGGUUCCACAAUAACUGUUGCACUAGCUUUGAUGGCAGUACCUGGUAUCUCAUCAGCACCUACAGAAGAUUUAUUAGGCAAUCUUUUAAUGAUGUUGACACUUCCUCAGCUGUCACUGAAUACAUGA